CUGCUAAAAAUCACUAAUUUUUUUCUUAUUGAAAUGUUGGUACUUGGGGGAAUUAUUGGAAUGUUUUGGUUGAAUUUUCUUAUAAAUUACGAAGUAGGGGGCGGGCAAUAUUUUAAUAACCCAAAUGAUAAGUACAGACUACCCAACUCUAAAUUUCCCCCAACAUUCAAAACUUCUUUUUUCAAGUUUCUUCAUUUCAAUCUAAUCCUUUUAUUAAUUUUUUCUUUUUAUUUUUACAAUUUUCUUAUGGAAUUUACAAAUGCUUGCUAAAACGGGUCCUUUCUCUUUUUCUCCCCUUAACUUUUUUUAAAAAGGGCUUUAUUGCAUUUAUCCGUUCCUAAAAAUGUUUUUUGGAAAUAUUUUGUAAUUUAAAAAAUAAUUUAAUUUGCAAUUAGCUCUUUAAUUUCCGUUCUCCUUUUCCUUUCUUACAACAUUUCUUUCUUUUUUUUAUUAAAAAGCAAAAGGACUGAUAAUUUUUUAAUUAAAAAUUGUCUAUCCUUUUAUUUUUUAAUUUUUCUUUAAUUCUUUUUUUUUUGCAUUUUACCACCAAAAAAAUAAAAAUAUUUUAAUUUUUUUAUUUAGAUUUAUUUUAACCCAAAUAAAUACCCAUUAUUUUAUAUUUCCUCAAAUCACCUCUCUCUUUAAUGCUUGGAGCUGUUUUUUGCUGCUAAAAAUGCUCUCUCAUGUUCGCUGUUUUUUGUUUUCUUUUUUGUAU
Messenger RNA from Meloidogyne enterolobii, 715 nucleotides. Lineage: Eukaryota; Metazoa; Nematoda; Chromadorea; Rhabditida; Meloidogynidae. The record is from the annotation of a GenBank genome assembly.